UGAGUCCAGGAGUUCGAGGCUGUAGUGAGCUAUGAUCGUGCCACUGCACUCCAGCCUGGGCGACCCAGCGAGACUCCAACCGCCGCCCCCACAACAAAAACAGAAAGUAGGAAACGCCGUCUGUAUUUACAACUAGCUCGUUUAGUUCUCAGACAUGAGUAUUAUGACAAUAUUCAUUUGGCAGUUCAGGAUCCGAGCGAAGGAAAGCCUAAGCGAGCUGCUGAGUGGGGCCAGUGGUCCCGGGGCGUCCUGACUUCCAAGGCUCUGGGCCUUCGUGCUGCGGCCAGGAGCGCCUCGCCACGCCCCUCCCCAGGGGUCCCCCUGCAGGGGUUCCUGUCCCCUAGGCACGGAGCCCCAAGCCCCGGGCGCAGGCUGCAGCUUCCGCCUGCCUGACCCCGCCAGCCUGCGCCUCCUCACCCGGGGACUAGCAGAAGCCUGGGCCCGCGCCUGGCGCUACGACUCCGGUCUUUAGGCUUUGUUUGGAGCACGGGAGAACCUGGGAACGGAGGGAGGCAUGACUUCAAUAUUCAUAUCGUUGUUAAAUAAACGAUUUCCUAAUUUGUAUCUGUUUCAUGCCAGCGUGAAACUUCUGUAGGCAGAGCCGGCUGCGCUGCCAGCAUUUCCUUCUGCUGGUCCCCACCCACCUCUGCCUCCCCCACCUAGCCUUCCCUCGGCCGCAGCGGGGAAGAACAGCCGAGCAGACCAAACAGCCGGGGCCGCGGGUGGGAGGCUGUUCCCGCAGCUCGUGGCUGGCGUUGGAGAAUGUGGAGAUUUUCCCAUUCAUAAAAGGAACGUCCCCCCUUGCCGCCUUCCCGCCCGCCACACACCGCCACAUCCGCAGCGGGGUAGGGCUGGGUCUGGGGGCGCUGGGUUCCCAGGGGCCUACCCGGGCGCGCUCUCGCCUUUCUCAGGAAGCCCCAUUUUGUGAGCGGCACCGCGUGUCCUCGCUCAGUCCGUGCACACAGUUGACCUGGAGCGCGGAUGAGCACCCUUGGUUGAAACGAAGAGACAAAAUGGCUUGUGGUUCAAUUCAUAAAUAAAACCUCACCCUUGGACUUCAGGCUGCCCGACAUUUUGGGACUUGGAUUUUUUUUGCUUUAUCAUAGUUUUAGGAAGCGACUGUCAGGCCAUGUUGCCUAUCCAUUUCUAAACGACUGGCUUUUUAGGAUCCCGUUUUCACCCUUCUAUGGCGGUGGGUUGGGGGUGGGGGGUGGAACUGGAGUGGCCCAGGGAGACGAUGGCAGGGGCGGGGCGGGGCAGGGCGUUGUACUGAUUCAAGAUGCAAUCUCCAUCCAAAUAAUGGAUUGUUAUUAACAAUGAUCCUCUCUGCAAAACCCUUAAAAUUGCCCCUUGAUUCCCUAGCAGCAAGAGGCGAGCCCUUAUUCGCUGAGCUGAAGCCUCCUCCCCCCUCCUCCCCAUUACUCUCUGCUCUGGAAAUUACAACUCCUCGGCGCGCGGCGCGGGGAGGCAGCGGCAGCGGCAGCGGCGGGAGGGAGGCGGGGAGGGGAUUCCCGAGCCAGCCGGGCGCUCGCCCUCCGCCCGCCGGCUGCAGCGUCUCGCGGCCAAGGUCAGAGGCGCCGCAGGAGCAGCAGCUGGGAACCAGGGAAGCGGGUCAAUCCCGGCCGCAGGGAGGAAACCCCAGGGCGCAGUCAGCCGGCGUCCACAGCCGCCGAGGAGGAGGGUGAGCGGCUGUCUCCGGGCCAGUCGAUUCCCGCCGAGGUGGCCGCGGCCCCAGCGACCCGGCGGGUGGCGGCCCAGGGGUCGGCGAGCGGGCAGCUGGAGCCCCACCUUCGGCUCCCGGGCGCUGUCCGCCGCCUCGUGGUGCUGAUCCCAGCCCCACGGCUGAGCGGCCUUCGCACCUGCCUGCUCACCUCGCGAUCACCCGGAUAAGGAGCUGGGCGGGGACAGAAGGGUGGCCUCGGGGUAGCCGCCCACCGGAGCCAGGGGCUGAAGCAGCGAGCGCACAGCAGCCCGGCCGCUGGUCCUGGGGUGGAGAGGAGGCGCGCGCUGCAGCCGGCGGCGGCGCUGGUGCUGACUCAUCACCUAAAGCUCCUCGCAGGCCACCGCGAGGGCAGCCGACCGGCUCCGGACUCUGGCCGCAGGUUGAAGCCGCUGGUGCGGGAGCCCCGCGGGCAGGAGGUGAGGACCCCCGCCCUUCUCUCGCCCCCCAAUCAUCUUAGGGCGGUGGCUACAGGACAGAGAGAGGGGCGUGCCCCUGGGCUGUGAAGUGGGCAUGCCCGUGUGAUGCCCCCGCCCGCCGUCUCACCGGGGCGCACCACGCUGGUCCUCCUCCGCCAGUCUCCCGAGCUCCGGCCAUUCAUCCCCAGCGCAGAGCAGCGUGGGCAGCAGGCGCCGCGAUGGAGGAAGAGCUGAAGUGUCCCGUGUGCGGCUCUCUGUUUCGGGAGCCUAUCAUUCUGCCCUGUUCCCACAAUGUCUGCCUGCCUUGCGCUCGCACCAUCGCGGUGCAGACCCCGGACGGUGAGCAGCACCUGCCCCAGCCGCUCCUGCUUUCCCGGGGCUCCGGGCUGCCGGCGGGCGCCGCCGCCGCUGCCUCUCUGGAGCACGACGCUGCGGCGGGCCCGGCCUGCAGCGGUGCAGGCGGGAGUGCAGCUGGCGGCCUCGGCGGCGGUGCGGGAGGUGGCGGAGACCACGCGGACAAGCUCAGCUUGUACAGCGAGACAGACAGCGGCUACGGGUCCUACACCCCGAGCCUCAAGUCCCCCAACGGGGUUCGAGUGCUGCCCAUGGUGCCCGCACCACCCGGCUCCUCGGCUGCGGCGGCUCGGGGUGCUGCCUGCUCCUCGCUGUCCUCGUCUUCGAGCUCCAUCACGUGCCCGCAGUGCCACCGCAGCGCCUCCCUGGACCACCGCGGCCUGCGCGGCUUCCAGCGCAACCGGCUGCUCGAGGCCAUCGUGCAGCGGUACCAGCAGGGCCGCGGGGCCGCGCCGGGUGCGUCUGCAGCUGCGGCGGUGGCCAUCUGCCAGCUAUGCGACCGCACCCCACCAGAGCCAGCAGCCACGCUCUGCGAGCAGUGCGACGUCCUCUACUGCUCUGCCUGCCAGCUCAAGUGCCAUCCAUCCCGGGGACCCUUCGCCAAGCAUCGCCUGGUGCAGCCGCCGCCGCCGCCGGCGCCCGCCGAGGCAGCCUCCCGGCCCACUGGCGCCGCCCAGGGCGCCCCCAGCGGAGGCGGCGGCUGCAAGAGCCCGGGAGGCGCGGGGGCCGGGGCGACUGGGGGCAGCACGGCCCGCAAGUUCCCCACGUGUCCCGAGCAUGAAAUGGAGAACUACAGCAUGUACUGCGUGAGCUGUCGAACCCCGGUGUGUUAUCUGUGCCUGGAGGAGGGCCGGCACGCCAAGCACGAGGUGAAGCCGCUGGGGGCCAUGUGGAAGCAGCACAAGGCACAACUAUCUCAGGCCUUAAAUGGAGUUUCGGAUAAGGCAAAGGAAGCAAAGGAGUUUCUGGUUCAGCUAAAGAACAUAUUGCAGCAGAUCCAGGAAAACGGACUGGACUAUGAAGCCUGCCUGGUUGCUCAGUGUGAUGCCCUUGUGGAUGCUUUAACUCGUCAGAAAGCCAAGCUGCUCACCAAGGUGACUAAAGAGAGGGAACACAAGUUGAAGAUGGUUUGGGACCAGAUCAAUCACUGCACAUUGAAGCUGCGUCAGUCCACCGGACUGAUGGAGUACUGCCUGGAGGUGAUCAAGGAGAACGACCCCUCUGGGUUCUUACAGAUCUCAGAUGCUCUGAUCAAGCGCGUCCAGGUGUCUCAGGAGCAGUGGGUCAAAGGCGCCCUGGAGCCGAAAGUGUCUGCGGAGUUUGAUCUGACUUUGGACAGCGAGCCGCUGCUGCAGGCCAUCCACCAGCUGGACUUCAUUCAGAUGAAAUGUAGGGUGCCACCCGUCCCCCUACUGCAGCUGGAGAAAUGCUGCACCCGUAACAACAGCGUCACGCUGGCCUGGAGGAUGCCACCCUUCACCCACAGCCCCGUGGACGGUUACAUCCUGGAGCUGGACGACGGCGCCGGGGGGCAGUUCCGGGAAGUGUACGUCGGUAAGGAGACUUUGUGUACCAUCGACGGUCUUCACUUCAACAGCACCUACAAUGCCCGAGUCAAAGCUUUCAACUCUUCUGGUGUUGGGCCUUACAGUAAAACUGUCGUCCUGCAGACAUCCGAUGUGGCCUGGUUCACGUUUGACCCCAACUCUGGGCAUCGGGACAUCAUUUUAUCUAACGACAACCAAACGGCCACCUGCAGCAGCUAUGAUGACCGGGUCGUGCUGGGCACAGCUGCAUUCUCCAAGGGCGUGCACUACUGGGAGCUGCACGUGGACCGGUACGACAACCACCCAGACCCCGCCUUCGGGGUGGCCAGGGCCAGCGUGGUCAAGGACAUGAUGCUGGGCAAGGAUGACAAGGCCUGGGCCAUGUAUGUGGACAACAACCGCAGCUGGUUCAUGCACUGCAACUCCCACACCAACAGGACGGAAGGCGGCGUGUGCAAGGGGGCCACCGUGGGCGUGCUGCUGGAUCUGAAUAAGCAUACCCUCACCUUCUUCAUCAACGGGCAGCAGCAGGGCCCCACAGCCUUCAGCCACGUGGAUGGGGUCUUCAUGCCAGCCCUCAGCCUCAACCGCAAUGUGCAGGUCACCCUGCACACAGGAUUGGAAGUGCCGACUAACCUGGGGCGGCCAAAGCUGUCAGGCAAUUAGCCCCACUCCAGCUGGGCACUGCGCCUGUGACAGUGACAUUCACAGGCAAAACGCCCACCAUUCUCACUAAGCUCAAAUAAUCCACAAAAGCAGGAUACGCAAGUCAUGGGUACAACCUGACAGCGUGGAGUGUCAUAGAAACACAUUUUCUUGGGGACGCAGGGAAUGGGUCCACGGGCCAUGCUCACAGCUGCCACUGUCAGUGGCAAAGGCAGGUACGUGUGUCACCCUCAUUCCACCUAGACAUUACGAACACUCCCCAAGAAGGACCUUUCUCAAGGGAGUCAGCAUGCGGGCUUCAUGUCUAUGUUUCCUGCCAUCUGUUUUCAAAGCUUGUCUUUUUUUGGAGGGAGAGGAAGGUAGACUUUGAGACUGGCCUCCUGAGAGCAGCAGUCAGGAGCUGCGCUGUAAUCCCACGCCCCAGGUGUUGGCCCUCCGCGGGGACCCCGCCUCCUCAGAGUCCCAAAGAUUGCAGAUUCUCAUCAUGCUGAGAAAGUUAUCUUCUAGCUUCUUGGUCCUAGAGUCUUUAGUAGCACCUGCCACUUGCAGACCCAAUGCAGGAUUGAUAGAAAGGGACAUUAAUCAUUCAUGCUUGACUUUUGCCUCUCUCACUAAAGUGUUGAGAACCUUUCAAAAUGGCUUCCUUUAUUAAUCAGCCAAUUGUGUUCUCUCUCUCUCUUUUCCUCCUUCCUUCAUUUCUUCUCCCUCCCUCCUUCUCUCUCUCUC
Messenger RNA from Nomascus leucogenys (northern white-cheeked gibbon), 5432 nucleotides. RefSeq names its product tripartite motif containing 67 (gene TRIM67). NCBI's taxonomy places the organism in Eukaryota, Metazoa, Chordata, Mammalia, Primates, Hylobatidae. The record is from RefSeq and is a predicted model, not a curated record. Gene Ontology annotation, molecular function: protein binding; zinc ion binding.